Molecule: messenger RNA, 720 nt
Organism: Pyricularia pennisetigena
Lineage: Eukaryota; Fungi; Ascomycota; Sordariomycetes; Magnaporthales; Pyriculariaceae
Exons: 2
Coding region: 1-720 (239 amino acids)
Source: RefSeq, a predicted model, not a curated record
AUGGCCAGUGAAGCUCCUGCCGCUACAACGUCUAUUACCGAAACUAGAGCUCCAGAAAAGCCACCUGCUGACCCUAUCACCGACUCUGCGACAGCAGGCGACAAAGAGAGCGACCCAGCCACCAAGGAUAAUGGCACGGCCGCGGCAACAUCCACAACUCCAGCUCCUGUCGUCGACACAGAAGACAAGACCAAGCCAGAGGCAACAGAUGCACCAAAGGAACCAACCGAAACUUCUGUAACCAAAGAGGGUGCAAAACAAACACCAGCUGCAACGGUCGAUAGUACCUCGAAGCCUACAAUUGGCAUUGCAUCUGCCGUUGCCUCGGCGGUUCCAGCAGCGCCGGCGCAGCUCCCAGUUCCGGGUCCUGUAACCGAACCCUCAUCCGCCCCAGAAACAGCCAAGGCGGCAACUAACGGCACUGCCCUCACUGAGACGGUCGAGACUGAGAAUGACGACGCCAAAGCCGGCGACAAGCGACCAGCCGAGGAGCCAACGGCUGGGGAAAAGUCUGAUGGACCUGUUACAAAGGUCAAAGAUGCAGUCAAAAAGGCAGUUGAGCCACUUGCAAAGAAAAUAAAGACAGACGACAAGGUUGAGCAGGCUGAGCCGGAAAAUGGUACUAACGGCGUCAAGCGAGGCAAGUCGAAACGUGAGAAGAAACCGGCGGCGCCCGUGGGAAGGACCGAACGUAAAACGAGAAGUCAGGGGCCUUUGUGA